AUGGUUGUUGCGUUAGUAACAGCAGCAGCAGCAGCGAAGGACAAUGAUGAUGGUGAUGCUGAUCAAGACAUUCAGUCACCUACAGAAACGAUAAUUGCAUACUACGAUGACAAUCACGCCGCAUACGAUUGUGGUAAUGUGCCGCUUCAUAAUGUGCGAGCAGCGGUACUCACUUUUCUUUCAGAUAAGGCACUACCGUUCAUCCUACCAAAACACACAUCUAUAUCUAAAAAACCACUGCCACCACUGUACAUUUAUACUAGCUUUGAUUCGGCGGUGGAGCUACCUACGUUACCAAAUCAUGUUAGCAGAUCGUUUCCUCCCAUCGCUUCCUCUCAUGCCAGUCCUCCUAUCUCUCCCUCUUCCCCUCGAGCAUCCCCUUCUCCACCCACUAAAAAGAACCAGCUACCGACGAUCCAGCAUGUCCAGAAAAGAUACAAUGGGUUUUUGGGAUUCCUUACUCGUACCUACAUUUUACAUACGAUCGUAGUUUCGAGAACAUUGCUCUCGCCUUAUUUGUAUGCAGCACGCGACCUGCUGUCAGGAGAGAAGAAAGCUGUAUUAAAAUUAAUUGUAAUGUCUUCGCAUCAGCAUGGAUUUCACAUCACAUUCCCCCCUUACAAGCAGCAGCAGCACAGCAGGAACAAUGAUACGCUCUACGCCAUCAAUGAUAGACUGUUGGUGUUCCAUCUAGUGCAGUGGAUAAAGUAUCAGCCAUUGAUACCACUGUUGGUGCAUGCCAAACAUAUUUAUCGUGACGGACAUAAACUCUACAUUGUCUACAACCAUCAGCUAUUACAAUAA
This is a messenger RNA of Mucor velutinosus, 804 nucleotides long. RefSeq names its product Fe(2+) transporter. The record is from RefSeq and is a predicted model, not a curated record. NCBI's taxonomy places the organism in Eukaryota, Fungi, Mucoromycota, Mucoromycetes, Mucorales, Mucoraceae. Bases 1 to 804 code for a protein of 267 amino acids. The transcript has a single exon.